Molecule: messenger RNA, 1137 nt
Organism: Serpula lacrymans var. lacrymans S7.9
Lineage: Eukaryota; Fungi; Basidiomycota; Agaricomycetes; Boletales; Serpulaceae
Exons: 12
Coding region: 1-1137 (378 amino acids)
Source: RefSeq, a predicted model, not a curated record
AUGCCCCUCAACUAUCUGCCGUCUCCGAUAAGGCUGCCUCGUUCGUUAUCUAUGUUAUCCCCCCUACCGUUUAUUUUCAGAUUUGACCCUUUUGCUAUUCUCCUUUGCAUGAUGAUAGCUCUGGUGGCUGUAUCCAUUAAACUCACCAGUAUCUACAUCGCUUCCAACUUCUCAUACUCAAUUACAAUGGAUACAGCUCUUCAGCAGUUUGGAGUAUCAAGUGAUUCGCCUGGUGUGGUUUUAUUAGCAGAUAUGUAUAACUUGAAUGUGAACGAUCAGACAUUAUCGGUACACUGGUCCAUCGUAGGGGCUUGCGGCCAAGCAUAUACAAAUGCCUCAAACAAUAGUUGCAUUCAAAAUUCUCUCGCAAAAUCAAUGGACCUGUAUCUCAACGAGAAUGCAACUUCAAACUGGAAUGCAACGACUCCUAUAGGUUCUUACGAUGCAUCCGUAUUGCAAAACCCUCCUGCAGUAAACUACAUUGAGGGCAGAUCGUCUGUACCUUCCUAUGAUUUUGACUCAGUUUUACCAAUGGAUCCGUUCCUUCCAUAUACCAAGGAUAAACAAAUAUCAAUUUUGUUUUAUCCAUUUGACCAAUUCCAGACCUACGUUUCGCUCCUUGCCAUAGAUCCGGAUGAUGACUCGACCCUUGCAAUCGCCGGAGUUGUAGGCUACGGUACUAUGGUUAACUGGGUGGGACACAACACUUUUUACGCAAACACUACAAGAGAUGGUACAAAAUAUAGUGUUGUGCUUACCGUUCAACGUCAUAGAAUGGUGAAGUCUUUUGUGGUCCUCCUCAUCCUCACCAAUUGGAUCUUGUCGCUUACCAUCUUAUGGAUGACGAUUCUCGUCCUUUUUAAGGCACAGGUGGAUACAGGGAUCAUCCUAUCAUCUACUGCAGUCCUAUUUGCACUGCCUCAGAUACGUGCAAGUAUGCCUGACUCUCCCCCAUUUGGCGGGUUCAUUGAUAUCGGAGGAUAUUUCAUGAACGUCUGGCUUGUCAGCGCUUGCAUGUCCAUCCUGCUAUUCUCCCAACUUCGUUAUCACUAUCGACCUCUGGUCACAAUGUCUGCACUCCCGUUGCCAACAGGCCCAUACGACGAGACAGCACCGUCACAUUUCGAUUCUAAAUGA